AUGGAAGGGAAGCCGUCGGCCCACCGCCCUCCUGCAGAUGUGUUCUCAGACCUGGAGUUUCACACCAUCCUGCUGGUCCAGCCGUCCAAGAGGCCGGAGGGCAGAACGUACGCCGACUACGACUCGGUGGAUGGGUGUAUGGAGGGCGUCUGCAAGAUGUACGAGGAGCACUUGAAGAGGAUGAGCCCCAACUGCCCCUCCAUCACCUACGACAUCAGCCAGCUGUUUGACUUCAUCGACCACCUGGCGGACCUCAGCUGCCUGGUGUACCGAGCGGACACCCAGACCUACCAGCCUUACAAUAAAGACUGGAUCAAGGGGAAGAUCUACGCCCUGCUUCGCGCGCAGGCCCAAAGGCCCGGGAGCAACUGA
This is a messenger RNA of Dipodomys spectabilis (banner-tailed kangaroo rat), 372 nucleotides long. Its product is annotated as enhancer of rudimentary homolog. The coding region runs from base 1 to 372 and encodes 123 amino acids. The transcript has a single exon. The record is from RefSeq and is a predicted model, not a curated record. NCBI's taxonomy places the organism in Eukaryota, Metazoa, Chordata, Mammalia, Rodentia, Heteromyidae.